UGAAAACUCGCAACCGUUAAAAAUUGAAGUGUUACGAAUAGUAAAAUCUAUUCAGUGAAUAAUCAUGCCAUCACCACCCACAAAGUUCACCACAAGCAAGGCUAUUGACCACUUUAAUGCAGGGGCAACGUUAAUGAAAAUCACGGGGUACGUCGAUUGCAUCGAAGGCAUCAAAGAACUGCCUAAUUCCCCAUCGAAGUGGCUGUAUAAAUGCAUCCUAAAUAAUAAUGAUCAAAGGAGGGUUAGAAUACUUUUUUGGGGAGAUGACGCCUGCAAAUACAACACAGAAAUUUCCAUGUAUCAGAUCCUCAAGAUCACAGGUGGAGUGAUUAAAGAGGCUAACCCCACUUAUUAUCGAUCAGGCGACACCGUGGGCAAAAAAGAAUUUCAGUUUGGGCGUGGAAGCACCCUGGAAAUUCUUGGAAUAUUUGAUAUUGUUAACGAUGCUUCGGGAAGCAAGAAGGAGGCAAUCACAUUCGCAAGGAUUGAAAUGAAGGACGUGUGCACAGCUAAAUCUCCGGUUAUCGUUUCCGGAUGGUUAAAAGAACAUUUUAGGAGCAUAAUCACCGCUAACGGGGCCAGCUACGGAUGUGCAAUGAUCUGCACAGAUGUGCACAGAAUAACGGUACACGUGACCACAUUUGUACCGAAACCUGAGUUUGUCGAAGGGAUGAAGAUUGAUGUCCAAGGAUCUAUCGAGCGUCGUGCAGAUGCGUUUUUUUUUAACGUCAAAUCUAUGGAACAAAUCACAGCAGUCCCUUUCGCUCCAGUGAUGACGGAAGACGAAAUGGACGAUGCAGUUGAGUCACCCCCUCUAACUCCCAAACGAGAUGCAGAUGACUGUUCGCAGAACGGAACGGAGAAGAGGCAAAAAUUAGAUUAGACUCAUUGUGGCACUUCUCCCUCCCACUCCACAUCCCGGUUGAUGAUUAUUAUGCAUUAUUUUUUUUUAUGAAGUUCACAAAAAAGUUGCAUGAUGUCAAAACUUAAAUCAGAUAACAAAUCACGGAUAACAAAUCACAGUUUCACCGGAAAGCAUGACUUAAACAAACAACAAGAUAAAGAUUUUUUAAUU
Fopius arisanus is the source of this 1075-nucleotide messenger RNA. RefSeq lists its product as uncharacterized. The record is from RefSeq and is a predicted model, not a curated record. Bases 65 to 883 code for a protein of 272 amino acids. Lineage: Eukaryota; Metazoa; Arthropoda; Insecta; Hymenoptera; Braconidae. The transcript is spliced from 4 exons.